AAUAUUGUGGCAGCUAUUGCAUGUUAUAGACAGAGAGAGAAACGUUGUCCUUAUAGUUUCUUGCACUGUUUGAGGUUGUUUUAUGUUACAUGUUUCCAUCAAACUAUAGUUUCUUGGACUUUGCAAAGUGAUGAUUGAAGCAACUUUAAUCUUUUUGUGAUCUUGUAUUGUAAAUUGGAACACUUUAGAAGCAUUGAAGCUUUGAAGCUUUUUUGAGUUCAAGUUCAAAAGCUGAAACCAAACAUACCUUUGAUUAGUGUUCCUAUGGCAUCAUCAGGUGAAGUUGCUAAGAAGAUGGAUAAAGAAGAAAACGUAAACAAUGGCGAUGAUGUGCAUGAUAUAGAAAAUGACGGUAGCUUGGAUGGGAAUGAUGAACAAAUUGGAAGGUAUUGGUCACAGUUUUCUGAAAGGAACAUGACGUACGAAGAACCACUUCUUGUGAAGAGGAUUAACACUACCUCUCAGAUUGCUAUAGUUGGUUCCAACCUUUGCCCUAUUGAAAGCCUUGAUUAUGAGGUUUUUGAUAAUGAAAUGUUUAACCAGGACUGGAGGUCCAGGAAGAGGGUUCAGAUAUUCCAAUAUGUGGUACUUAAAUGGGUAUUUGCUCUUCUUAUUGGAUUAGGAACUGGACUUGUUGGUCUUUUCAAUAAUAUUUCUGUCGAGAACAUAGCUGGUUUCAAGCUGACUCUUACAACCGAUCUCAUGUCUAAACAAAGAUUUUUUGAGGCUUUUCUAGCAUAUGCUGGUCUCAAUAUGGUUUUAGCAGCUGCGGCUGCAGCACUCUGUGCUUUCAUUGCUCCUUCAGCAGCAGGCUCUGGCAUACCGGAGGUUAAAGCAUAUCUCAACGGCAUCGAUGCUCAUUCUAUUCUGGCCCCAACCACCCUUUUUGUAAAGAUUGUUGGUUCAAUCCUUGGAGUAUCUGCUGGAUUUGUGGUGGGAAAAGAAGGACCUAUGGUUCAUACAGGAGCAUGCAUAGCUUCUAUUUUGGGGCAAGGCGGAUCUAAAAAGUAUGGUUUGACUUGGAGUUGGCUUAGGUAUUUCAAAAACGAUCGAGACCGACGAGACAUGAUUACUUGUGGUGCAGCUGCUGGUGUCGCUGCCGCCUUUCGAUCUCCAGUAGGUGGUGUCCUCUUUGCCCUUGAAGAAGCAGCUUCUUGGUGGAGGAGUGCUCUUCUUUGGAGGUCAUUUUUCACUACAGCAGUAGUUGCUAUUGUUUUAAGAGCUGGAAUUCAGUUUUGUUCAACAGGAAAAUGUGGACUAUUUGGUGAAGGUGGUCUUAUAUUGUAUGAUGUUGGUUCACCCCAAACAGAAUUUAGUGCCGGUGACAUAGUAGCAGUAAUAGUCUUGGGAACUGUUGCCGGUAUUCUUGGAAGCAUAUAUAAUUUCCUCGUCGAUAAGGUCGUCCGUACAUAUAGCAUCAUCAAUGAAAAAGGUCCAUUUUUCAAAAUCUUUCUUGCUGUUGCAAUUUCUCUUUUGACAUCAUGCUGUUAUUAUUUCUUACCAUGGAUUGCAAACUGUAUCCCUUGUCCUACCGAUUCAAAGGUACCAUGUCCCUCUGUUGACGAAUCAGGAGAAUACAAAAUCUUUCAAUGUCCACCGGGAUACUACAACGAUCUCGCUUCCCUCUUUCUAAACACCAACGAUGACGCUAUUCGUAAUCUAUUCAGUCCUAAGAUAACCAAAGAGUUUCAUAUUUCAAGUUUGUUUAUCUUCUUUGCCACCGUUUACUUUCUUGGAAUACUCACUUAUGGCAUUGCUGUUCCAUCUGGACUUUUCAUUCCUGUGAUACUUGCCGGGGCUGCCUACGGCCGCGUUGUGAGUAGACUAUUCGAACCGAUCACGCAACUCGACAGAGGAUUCUUUUCUCUCCUAGGAGCUGCCUCCAUGCUCGGUGGCACCAUGAGAAUGACAGUCUCAAUUUGUGUUAUAUUACUUGAACUCACUAAUGAUCUCUUGUUACUUCCACUUGUGAUGUUGGUCUUAUUAAUCUCAAAAUCUGUGGCCGAUAUCUUCAACAAAGGUGUCUAUGAUCAAAUCUUGAAGAUCAAAGGACUUCCUUAUUUGGAAGCACAUGCCGAACCUUACAUGAGGAAUAUAGCUACACGUGAUGUUGUCUCGGGUCCAUUGAUGACCUUUUCUGGCAUCGAAAAGGUUGGGAAUAUAUUACAUGUUUUGAAUACUACAGGGCACAACGGGUUUCCGGUCAUUGACGAACCGCCUUUUGUGGAUGCACCAGAGUUGUGUGGACUAGUACUGAGGUCUUAUUUACUAGUUUUACUAAAGGCUAAAAAUUUUACUAGAGAGAAGGUUUACGCGAAUCCGAGUAUCUUAGAGAAUAUUUCUGUGUUGGAUUUUGGAAAGGCGGGAUCAGGAAAGGGAGUUAAACUAGAGGACUUAGAUAUCCAAGAUGAAGAUUUGGAUAUGUAUGUUGAUCUUCAUCCAAUAACUAAUACAUCGCCGUACACUGUAGUUGAGACUAUGUCACUUGCUAAAGCCGCUAUUCUUUUCCGCCAACAUGGACUCAGACACAUGUGUGUUGUUCCAAAGAGCCAAGGGAGACCUCCUAUUGUCGGGAUUCUAACGCGCCAUGAUUUCAUGCCGGAGCAUGUUUUGGGACUUUACCCUGAUAUCAAGCAUCACAAAUGGCACUGAGAAAGGAAUCUCAAUGAAAAAUGUAAUUCUUUGUUCUUGAUUGGAAUGCUGCAUUCCUUAGCUGCAUGCAGAUGAUCAAAGUUGUUGCUACAUACAUUGAGUUCAAUAGUUCUUUACAGAACCCUUUUGAAGGAAGAAAAAUGCUGCUAAAAGAUGCAAAUGCUGCAUAGUUUUGAAGGGGGUGUGUUUAUAAACAGUGUGAUAUAUCAUAUAUGUAUUGUUAAUAUAUUUUUUUUCAUGGAGUCAACUUGAUGCUUUUGAAACAUAUAGGUACCAGUCAACACCAAUCAGUGUUGAAGUACAUUUUGUCAAUAAAAUUUCUUCUUCAUGUUGCUUGUUUGAUUUAUAUUUUUUGGAUGAUUUUGUAAAAGCUAUAUGAUAUAAGUUUUUUUGUAUGAUAUUGUUAAUUUAGGCAA
Messenger RNA from Medicago truncatula (barrel medic), 3068 nucleotides. Its product is annotated as chloride channel protein CLC-c. Gene Ontology annotation, cellular component: plant-type vacuole membrane; intracellular membrane-bounded organelle. The coding region runs from base 265 to 2652 and encodes 795 amino acids. The record is from RefSeq and is a predicted model, not a curated record. Lineage: Eukaryota; Viridiplantae; Streptophyta; Magnoliopsida; Fabales; Fabaceae. The transcript is spliced from 8 exons. Gene Ontology annotation, molecular function: voltage-gated chloride channel activity. Gene Ontology annotation, biological process: transmembrane transport; chloride transport.